AUUUGACGUCAGGAAGAUGGCGCCUAACUGUUGCUGCUGCUGCCUGUUCCUGCAGAUGUGCUGGAUGUGAUCUCCAGCCCCGGGUUCGGUCUCUCCAUUAGCUGUCAGACACCAGGUGUUAUAUAAUGUGUAUUAAUGAAUCAUGCUGUGUUAUAUAUCAUACUCUAUGGCCAUUCACUGAUCAUUCCAUGUGACAUGCAGGGAGUUGUGCAAUGUGAAUGCAUAUUGUCUCUGCUCUUAAUAUAAUGUCAUAUGAUGUAACAUGCUCAUGUACACAUGUUGUAAGAUGCUGUAACAUGUAAAUCCAGGAUUAUGUAUGAUAUUAUCAUGUUCUCUCUUCCCCUAUAGCCAUGGGGGCUUUUUAUAUUCUCAUCUUAAUGUAAUUAAACUGGUGCUGAGUGAAGGAGUAAAUUCAUUAUUAUACCAAAUAAUAAACUACACACACACAUCUAUCUAAAUAUAUACUUUAAAAUACAAUGUACUUAAGUUAGAGGGUCUAGCAAAUACCCAAAUAUUGGCUGGUUUGCAACAACUCUAUAUUCUGUGUGUACUAGUUAUUAUUCGGUCAUACUACAGUGAAACAGCACUUAACAUUAUAUUUUCCAUUUGCAUGAAAACUAGCAGGAGAUUUGUUCAGGUUGUGGUGUUGUGUUUGAUGCAAAAAACAAACAAAAAAAACCCACGCAAUUAUCGCAUCCCUAUUGACUGGUGUUACAAAAUGUACAACUGUAUUACAGUUUCAUGAAGUUUCUAAAAGCAGUUUUCAUAGAAAUUUGUGUUAUGUUUUUUUUUGUUUUUUUAUUAAUGAAUCUGUAUACAAUGUUUUCAUUAUUAUACGUUAAAUUCCCGACACAUUUUAUAUACUGACCGUAUAAAUUUGAAAAAAUUUUAUUUGUCAAUUAAAAAGAAAACCAAUUGUGCCACUACCCCCAAAACAUAGUAUGCAAUCUAACAUAAUUUACUACAUGUCAGGUGUUUGACUCCGUACCAUGAUGCUCUUUGUAACACAAUUUUCUAUCUAUAAAUUAAGAGAUUUAUACAGCACUUACCAUGUAUCUAAUAAAGUGCCAACAGGAAUCUCCAUGAAAGGUAUUAGUUUAUUAAGAUACAUAUGCAUAUAUGGCAGGUAUUCCGCUGUUAAAGUGCAAGCACUGUUUAAUAUCUACUACUUAUGCAGAGAAAGAAAUUAACACUUUUCAUGGAAUUUUCUCGUUUCACUUUAUUGAAUAUCAGAUGAAUGUGGGGAAAAUCUCUUGCUUUAUUUAAUUGUAUAGUUGGAGGAUGUGCUUUUUGUUUUUAUUUUCUUUUUUUACUAUUUUGUCUUUCUGUUGUUUGCAGGCUGCAGUAGUGAACAUUGGUUUUACUUUCUGUACAUUGACAUUGAUGUAAGAAUUGCACAAUGCCACCGUUUCGUCAGGUUGGAGAGAAGCAGCUGCCCCAGGAGAUAAUCUUUAUGUCCUGGUCACCAAAAAGAGAUCUUAUUGCAUUAGUAAACAAAGCUGGAGAGGUAAAAUAUGCAUUGAUUAACAUGUUUGUAGUUAAAUGACCUUCACACUCCUUUACUUGAUUUUUGUUUCCCCCUGCCUUCUUCAAAUGCUGAUCUUGAAUUAUUAUAAAGUGCAGGCUUCUUUACAUGUACAUUAGAUUCAAAACCAGGAAAUGUGCUUGCUUUUAACCCCUUAAGGACACAUGACGUGUGACAUGUCAUGAUUUCCUUUUAUUCCAGAAGUUUGGUCCUUAAGGGGUUGAAUACAGUUGUUCUUCACAUUUCAGUGGUGGUGUUUCUUCUGCUUGCAGGUCUUGCUUCAUCGGCUCGCAAAUAUUCAGAGAGUGUGGAGUUUGCCUCCAAGUGAAAAUACCGGAAAACAAGUGACAUCACUCGCAUGGAGACCAGAUGGCAAAAGUAAAGUUUAUUCUUCAAAGAAAAUAUAAAAUCACCUGUAAUGAUGUAUCCUUUUGUGCAAUAUUAAUAUUCUUCAGAUAAAUUAUUAUUUUUUUUUUUUUUUUACUCCUUCUAAAACUGUCUGAAAAUAGAAAAUAAAUCCUUAAUUGCAUAUCACUAACGAGAAUCACUAGGUGUAGCAUAAGCACUGUAUGUUGGAGGCAAAUUUACUGUUUCAGCUGACAUUUACAUGUAUUCACUGACAUUCUACUGACUUUACUUUUUAUUGUCAGUUUUGGCUUUUGGGCUUGCUGAUACCAAGCGGGUUGUAUUAUGUGAUGUGGAAAAGCCAGAAAGCCUACAUUGUUUUUCUGUGGAAACACCAGUAUCCUGCAUGCAUUGGAUGGAGGUGACAGAGGAGAACAGGCAAGUCUACAUAUCAUAAUUUUGUUCCAAACCCAGUUAUUUAUUUUCUUCAGUGUUUAAUAUCACUCUGAUGUGAAAUAAAACAUACUUCAGUUUAUUGAGACUGUUAGGUUAGUUUAUAAUAUUACUUUUGAAGGAUAGUACAUUUAAAAAUAUAUUUUUUUCCCAUGUGGAAUAAUAAUUAGUUAGAUUUUAUUUAUUUUUAAUGUUUAUAGUGUUGAAGUAGUUAUUUACCCAAUUCAUGUGUGAUACAAAUAUCCAUAGAAAUGAGGGGAGAUCUUGGCAUAAUCUCUGUUGCAGCUUUGCAUUUAUUGGACAUGCAGAUUUACGAGCCAUUGUUUUUUUUCCUUUUUCUGGUUUUAAGUAUUUUGACAUCUUUUUAUAAUGCUGAGGGUGAAGUGAACAUUCUGCUGCCAAAUCUGCCUCCACUGCCUAAAAAGUGAGUCCCAUUUUUUUUUUUGUCUUUGUCUUAUAUAUGUAUACAAUUACUCCACUAUUACAUUAAUUGUGAAGCAGGUAAAAAAGGUAUAACUUACUAUAAACUUGGGGGGGGAGAGGGAUUACCAAUUUGAGACCAUAAAGUGCUAGAUGUAAAAUAGUGUGUGUGCAAAAUAGCUUAAUUUCGCAAUUAACGUGAAGUCUAAUAAAAUGCAGCUUAAAGAAGUGUAUUUGAUUUGGAUUACAGUGUUUUAAUUGAAAACAAUGAUCUCACUGUGUAUUAAUUAAAAAUAACGUGUUACACAUAUUGAUACUUGGCUACAGGAUCAAUCUUCCUUAAAUUGUUGUAAUACCUCAAAAAUUAGAUAAAGCACAAUACAUAAUGCAAGCACACAGACGUGAAGAGUGUAUAUACCCCACCACUGGUGUAUAAAUGGAGCGCUUUAGGAUUUUGAACUUAUCCUUAAGGGUUUGAGACAGUUUUCAAUUUUAAACAAUAUUUUCAGAUGUACAAAUCUGUAACAACAAAGCUGAUAUAGUGCAAUAUUGUAGUGACACAGAAUUGGAAGUAGUUAUGGUUGUAUAGAGUUACAAUAGUCUCACUCACAUGGGAUAGAGCCUCUUUGGAUGGGCUCAAGUCACUUGGGCGUAUGUGUACUCUGGUGACAGCAAACCCUUACUUUCUUCCUUAUUCACGUAUAUAUCUCAUGGGUAAAGGAGACAAGAGGGCAGGGAAAUAGAGAAAGCAGUACAGCCUCUAGUGUAAUUACUCCUACAUACAACAAGAAUAUACAAAAAAUAUGGUUUCUCACCUUUUUAGGAGCCUAGACCUGGCUCCUGGUAUGCAAAUGUAUGUGCCUUUAAGGGGGCAACUACCCUUCUUAUGAAGUGAAAUGGAAGAUGGUCGACUUGAAUCUAGUAUAAAAUAAAUUUACUUGAACAGAUCUAAAAAACUCAGCAUGCAAAUAAAAUUUUCUAAAAGAUUAUAACAAAACAGUAAGUCUUCCUGUUGGCCCGGAUUUCUUUUGCACAUACAUUAUUUUGCGUCUAGCGUUUUUGUCUCAGAUUGGUGGGGUUUUUUUUCCACAAGUUGUUUGUAAGCUAUACCUUGAUUAGUUUUCACUAAGCAUUUGACUAUUAAAAAAAUAUAUUUAUGACUUUGUAACAGAUAUACCUCCAGUGUUUGAGCAGCUAACUCAACUAACGUCUAACAAGAGUAAAUUUAAUCAAUUUAUUUAUUUAUUUAUUUUAAAUCGCCUUUACACAUAUAACCCCAUAUUAGCUAUGUUACUAGAUUAGUGCUACAGAUGACUGGACCUGUAAGUGUAGUUUAAAUCUAUGCAAUAUAAUAAUAGCAACUCUCACUUAAAACUAUUCCAUGUAUAGUUUGUAGUUGCGUUUUAUCGACUUUAUGUAACUUUCCUUUCCAUGUGUGUUAUUCCAGUUACAAUGCAACAGCAAAAAUCUUCAGGUAAGAUAUUUUGUAAAUAUACAUUGUCCCUGUACAUGGUAUUGAAAUGUCUCACUACAGCCCAACCUUUUCUAUUCUAGUGAAGAGAAAUCAGAUGAAAUCCUGAAGCUCCUAGGUGACGUUAGGUAAAUAAUGUUUUUUUAAUCUUCAAAGAUAUUAUAUAUUCAUUCAAGAAGCAAAUAGGACUUUCUUUUGAAACCCUACUAUGUAUGCAUAACACAAUAUUAAAAAGGAAUACUUUUUUUUAUUUUUUUAUUCUUUAUUUUUGUUGUGCAUUGCAAAAUCACAAUCUGACAAAGCCUGUACACAUGUCAUGUAACAAGCAACAUUAUACAGUAGCAUUCCCGGGACUGGCUUGGCUUAGAUGCACAUUUUUACAUUUUUGUUUGAACACAAAACCAGAUACACUGGCAUCAAAAGUAACAGCGUUGAUUAUAGGUAAUAUCAUGUUUAUAGCAGAACCAGCUGUUAUUCUCAGCAAGCUAGUGCAAGGCCAUCAGUAUCUAUGAGCCUUUGCCGCUUACCUUGUAUAUUCUUUAUAUUUGUUCAAUACAUUAAUUCAAGCCGAUAAGACCAAGACACAUAUUUUAUAACAAAUAACGUUGUACAGUAAACUUUUCGUGGCUGGCCUGAUAUGAAUGUAAAUUUUUAAGUAAUGUUUCCAAACAGAAACUCAGGUACUUAGUUAGCUGUAGUAGUAAUGUUGAUAUAAGCUGACCCGUAUGUACAGUACAAAUUGUGCUUUCUGUUGGAAAUAAAGAGAGAUCCCUGUAUCCGUAGUUCUUUUGCUAUUUGCCCUGUGAAUGCCAGGGCUGUGAUAUACUAAGUCAUAAGAGAGUAAAAAAAAAAAGGAGGUUCAAAGAGUAAGACAUGAAAUACAAGAUAAGAGAAGGAAAAAGAGAAAAAGAAGGAUAAAAAGAGACCAGGAAAGACAAAGAGUGAAAGGAAAGAAAAGAAAAGUCAGGGUGACUAAACACGCGGCGGGGCACCAGAGGGCGGGAGGAAGGAGGGGGGCCAAGGGAGGAGGGGGACCGAGGCACAUUCAUUAAGACCCUCCCGGCACAUAAGUGCUCAGUGAGCUAUCAUCCCACGGCUCCCACAGUUUCUGGAACGCCCCCGUGGUCCCCCUAACACUAGCAGUCAGAUAAUCCAUUAAGCAUACUUCCCUAAUUCUCGUGAUAACGCUCGCUAUGUGUGGUAUAUCUGGUUGUAGCCAUGUGUGUACUAUAGCUCUUCUUGCAGCUAGAGUAAAUUUGUGAAUUAGUUUUUGCUCCCUUCUAGUCCAGCCAUCAAUAGAUCUGUUCAAUAGAUAUACCCAAGGGCUCUGGAAAACACUUGUGUUAGGAGGUCCCUUAUGGCCAUCCAAAACCUGGCAAUCUUAGGUCACUACCACCACAUGUGUAGGUAUGUCUCCUUUUUCCCACAUCCCCUCCAGCAUUCGUCUGUAGUGGUUUUGUGCAUUUUGAAUAGCAUAACUGGGGUCGUAUACCAUCGGAACAUCAUUUUAAAGGAUCGUUCCUGUAAUGUCACGCAUAUAGAGGUGGUUCUGCUGACCUCCCAGAUCUCCUGCCAUUCUAUUCCCUCAAGUUCCUCACCAAGACCUCUCUCCCAUCGUGCGAUGUAUGCUAGUCCCCCCCCAUUCCUUAGUUUCAGUGCAUAGAUGUGUGUACAGUUGGGUUAUGAGACCCCUGGGGAUAGUCUCCGUGUUACAUGUUGAUUCAAAGAAGGUCAGUGUCUUAUGUGCUAAGGAUUUUAUAUGUGGCUGUCUAGCAAAGUCUUUAAUCUGCAAAUAUCUAAAAAAAAAUCGUUAGGUGUUAGAUGUCUUCCCUGUUUAAGAUCAUCGAAGGUGAUUAUCUCGGGACCCUGGUAUAGAUGGUUGAUCCUUUGUAUGCCUGCUCGUUCAAUAUUCCUGAAGUUCUUUGCCUCCAUUCCCAGGGCAAAUGCUCUGUUGCGUAGUAUCGGCAUAAGAGGAGAGGGAAAAGACACCAAUCCAAAUUUGGGUCCAUAGGAGUCCCACAGUCUGAGGGAGUUCAGAAUUGCCAGGCAUGUAACCCUAAUCAGAGGGCUAUGUUCCCUGGAGACCCACAUCGCGAACUGGGGGAGAUCUGCGCCCAUCAUUAGUGAUUCUAUCUCUACCCAUUUCUGCUCAUUGGGGGGUGAGUGCCACAAAGCAAUCUGUGUCAACUGUGCUUCCACGUAGUAAUAGAAUAAAUUGGAGAGGCCCAGACCUCCUCUUGGUUUAGGUCGGGAUAGAAUAUGCCUAGCUAUGCGGUGUCUUUUAUUUUGCCACACAAAAUUACCAAUAGCUCGUUGAAGUGGGAUCAGAUGUGUUUUGGUCAGGGAUACCGGUAGUGCCUGGAAGAGGAAUAGGGCCCUCGGCAAGAUAUUCAUCUUUACCGAGUGGAUCCUUCCUAUCCAGGAGAUAGUUUUUUUCAUUCCAUCGUUCCAUAUCUUGUAUUAAAGUACGCCAUAAGGGGGUAUAGUUUCGGGCGUAUAAAUCCUCGGGAUCAGCUGUUAAGUGAACACCCAGGUAUUUGAGGGAGUGUGUUUCAAUCUUGAUACGAUACUUGGUAUGUAUACGAUUAGUCUCCGUUUCUUGCAUUUCUAUGGGGAAUGUGCUAGAUUUUGUCAUGUUCUCCUUGAAGCCUGAUAUUUCCCCGUAUGCUGUUAUAACUUCACUUAGGGCCCCCAUAGAGAUCUCUGGUCUCAUAAUCGUCAGUAAAACAUCGGCAUAUGGCGCUACUUUAAAUUCUCAAUCUCCCACCCUCACUCCGUGUAUAUCUGGAUUUGUUCUAAGCUCCUGUAGGAAGGGUUCCAAUGAGAUAACAACAAUGGGGAGAGAGGGCAACCCUGUCUCGUGCCGUUGAAAAACUGAAAUGGGGAAGGUAUUGCACCCGAAAUCCGAACUUGAGCUCUAAGGUUGCUAUACAUGGCCCGUACCGCCGUGGUAUAUUCCGCUGCGAAUCCUAGGUGUUGUAGUAAUGUGAACAUAUAAUGCCACUUAACUCUGUCAAAAGCCUUUUCGGCGUCAGUCGAAAGUCUAAAGUAGGCGUACUCGUAAUUGAUUGUUUCCAUAUGAGGUCUGUGGUUCUACGGGUGUUUUCAAAUAAUUGUCUCCCUGGUAUGAAGCCAACUUGGUCUGCGUCUAUCAAAGAUGUCAAAUGUGGGGAGAGACGGUCCGCCUGUAUUUUAGCGAACAGCUUCAUAUCAUGAUUUAUUUAUUUAUAAGGGAAUAGCUACCUGGGAGAAAUGGGUCUUUGUCCGGUUUAGGAAACAAUACUAUGGACGCCAGUGCCAUAUCCAGGUAAAAUAUUUUUUAAAAGGGGCGGACCAACAUUUUAUUUUAAAUUUAAUAAUUUCUACACACACAAGUGCAAAUAAUGAAAACUAGCUCAAACUAGAUUCACUAUUUAGUCUUGAUUGUUAAAAUUCCCAAUGUGUCUAGGGUUUCAAUAACAUUUUAGAAGUUAUAAAGCAAAUAUUGCAAGGAGUAGAUUACGGUUUUGAAGCAAAAAUCUUGCAACUUUUUGCAUGCUUUGACAUGAGACAGCUCACUCUCAUGCUGCAGCACACAGUGAUUGGUGCUGGGCAGCUGGCAGAACUGCAACAGUGGGCAAGCAGAGAGACCACCCCAGGGUCUGAAAAUCACCCUGUAGGUCUCCCUUUUAAUGUAGGGGGAGAGCUGGAAGGGGACAUUAUUAUUUUUACAUUUGUCACGGUAGCACAAUUACACUAACACAGCAUUUAAAUCAAUUUAAAGGGGAUAUGAGCAGCUACUCAUAACUCAUCAGCUGACACAGGAGUUCCCAAGGUAUCAAAAGAUAAUUGCAGGUCUUUGGUACCAGCAGGGAUUUUACCUCUGCUGGAACCUUUUCCUGCAUGACUGUCUGUGCCAUCACUUGGCAUUAAACCUCUGCACUUCAUGAUGGCAUAGACUGUCAUGUGAUCCUUAAGUGGUUAAGUUGUAUUGUGAUAUUGUACUACCAGCUUAUUUCUCUUCUUGUUGUUCAAAAGCAGCUGUUAAAGAAUAUUAAUACUAGCAGCUAGUAAAUGAUUGCAGCUAACGAAAUACAAAAAGGCUUCAAUGGUUCACUUCCUUUUAAAAUCUGCAUGGAACGUGUUCCUGUCUCCAUUGAUACUGACCUCCACUUAGCAUUUACCGAUUUGAAAAUUGGACAGGAAGAUGCAUUUUCCAAUUGAUUGCUGUAAACUUCACCUGUGAUCAUCAAAGUUGUCUUUACUGUUUGCAUACACAUGGCUUGCUACACUUCACAAGUAUUUAUGGAUUACUACAUAUACCAUACUUCUAUUUAGCUUCAGUUGUUAAAUGUACAUACAUAUAUUUUAUUGAUUUAGUAUAUAUUGAGAGAUUGCAGUCGCUAAUUUGUCUUUUACCUCUUGAGACCUAGAUUAAAAAAAAAUACAUGUAUUUUUUUACCAUCUAGCACAGAGGUAGGCAACAUUUUAGUAGAACUGUGACAAAACAAGAUAUUGAAAUCUCUUGGCGUGCCGGUCGUAAUUUUUUUUAAAUUGAGGUGUGUGUAUAUUGCCAUUUUCUAAAAAUAUGUAAGUAUAGUGCAGGAAUAAAGUGCUAUAAUUGUAAUAGGUGUAGCUAAUAUCACCAGUGUUAAGUAAAUUAAAAUAACCUAUUGAUUGGCAGGCUCAGACUGUCAGCACUAUUUACAGGUAACCAAUCUCUGGAUCUCUGCUCCCUUCUCCUUUUCAUUGACCAGCCAAAUAAACUCUACAUCCAUGUUCAAAGUAUAACAAUUUAUUGGGGAAAAGAUAUUCCAAACAAGGUUAAAAAAAUAUAUGUAUAUACAAACAGCAGCACUAACGUGUUUAAACCUAACCAGGUCUUUCUUAAAGUGCAUAAAGUUUGUUUGUGCAUUUCCGGCUUUAUUAGAUGAUAUGCGCGGCUGUUCAUUUAAUUUGCUCACGCUUUUUUGCUUUCCUGGGUUCAUAGUAUAGUUUUGUGUCAUUUCCUGUUAGUCUCUUACUGACGCUCGGCAUCUCGCCAUAGCGUCUGAUUUCAUCAUGUGCUGACGUACAUCUGUCAGCCGCAAUUCCGGACGUCAUCUCCUUUGAGGGAAAAUCCAUUGAUUCUGCCCCUUAACUCAAUACCUUAUUACAUAGUCUAAAACAUACCAUUUUAAAAGCAGUUCAAUAUACAAUACCUGUAAAAAUAAGUGUUUGUCAAGGGCAUCAUUUCAAAUAGGUAUUCUGCUUGGACCUAAAGUUAAAAAAGGGAAAUUAAUCACUCCUAUAAAAAAAAGCAAAAGUUAUGAGACAAUUAUUAAACAACCCAAAAAGACAAAUUGUAAAACCAAUAUAGAAAAAAAAUUUGUACUGGCAUAAUAGCUAAUAAAAUAUUGUGCGUAGACCUAAAAAUAAGAGAGGGUAUUAGAGAGUGGGAGAUAAUAGAAGGUAAAAAAGGAAUCUUAAUCAUUUUGAGGAACUUCCUAAAGUUUCUGGAAAUAAAAGAUGUGUGUGUGUGUAUGUAUGUCUGUGUGUGUGUGUGUAUGUAUUGUGUAUGAUCAAUAUGAAUGUGGGCUGUGUAUGAGGGCUGCUUGUGGAAUUCUGGCUGUGGAUGAUAUGUCACAUUGUGUCUUUGGUGGUGUGUGUAUGUGUGGGGCUGCUUGUGGUAUUGUAUGUGAGAGGUUGUUUGUGGGGUUGUGUAUGUGGAUUGUUAGUGGUGUUGUGUUUGUGGGGACUGUAUGUGUGUUUGUGCUGUUAGUAUUUGUAUAAGGUGGAGGUUUAUUCUGCAGCUCUGUGUAUAUCUAGCAGUGAGAGUGGCUUCCCUGGGGACCAGUGGGGACUAAGCUGGCAAGGUGCUGGUAAAGGGCAGCUGCUCUACUCCCAUUCUAUUCAUCUUCACAAGAGCUAGAAAUAGGUAAAUUGAGCAUUGUUCCUCACCACCUGCAAUCACCACUCGGUUUGCACUAGCAGAUAUCUGAAGUCCCACUGGGACUUCUGAUAUGACAGAGCCUGUUUGGCUUUGGCAGCCUUGAAUGCCGUGCAUGGCUCAUGUGCCAUAGGUUGCUGAUCCCUGAUCGAGCAUGUAUCCCAGGUGCUACUUGGCAUUUAGCAUCUCCUGUUAACCCCUAUGGAAGACCUGAAAAUAUGACAGCCUAUAAUUACCAGUUGUUAUGUUCUAUGGCAUGGAGAUAGCCAGUAAUAACUAAUGUGAGCAACAGCCAUUUUAAUGAUUAAAGAGUGGUUGGUAAAUGAUUGCGACAGAUGAGCCCAGUGUUGGCAUGCAAAGUGUUUCAAGCAUUAUUUUGCAGUUUGCCGUGAAAUUAUAUUAUGUGCUUGUAGACUGGCUUUCCUUACAAUGUAUUGCCACAAGCUAGCCGCAUGAUUGUCCUCUGAGCCUCUGUUAUCUGGUCUGAAAUGAAAGAAUCCAGGGCAGUGUACAGAGAGUGGUGACGAGGCCUUCGUAAGUUCCAUCAGAUGUGAGGGAAGUAAUUUGUAUGUGUGCCUGUCGUAUUUCUAGUACAAUGCAUCAGUAAAGUUAAUACCAAAAAAUGCGAUCAUGGUAUAGCAUGCAUAGUCUGCUGUAUAAAAUAGAUUGUAAGGUUUCUUAUAUAACCAGUUUAAAUAUAAAUUGGGGUUCCUCAGAAGACACAGUGACACUUAUAUGAUUGUCUUUUGUUUCUUAAGGCUCAAUGCUUUAGUCCUUGGAGGAGACUCCGGGCAGAUUGAAAUCUAUGCGUACGGAAUGUACAAGAUUGCAACCAUCACAGAGGUAAAGUUCUUUUUCCUUUUUAGGGAAAUCAAUUCCCCUUAAAAAUGGGGCUUAUUCACAACACACAUACCUAUCCAUCCCUCCACCUUCCCCUCUCUAAUUGUUUUUAUGCACAAAUCACUUAUGCUCCUACGCACACUGCACCAUGGGAAGAAUUGCCCAUGAGCUUGAGAAUUAUGGGAUUGCUGUGGAGAUGGGUCUUAUAUGUGCCUCCAGUUGACACCAUUCUGAUAAACCGUGGAUUUCAGUGUAUUUUAUGCAGUCUGAUGGUUUUGUUUUGGUGUAACCUGAACAUUGUCUUUUAUUUCCCAGGUCUUUGGAGCCUGUCGAGGGUUAUGUUUAUCUAGUGAUCUAAAAUCCAUGUCUGUUAUUACCGAGCUGUCAACGAACGCCACCCCUGAGAUUACUUACUUUCAGGUGAGCUUCAAUUUAGUGGUCAAAGGACCUGAAGUCAUGCUAAGCUUGCAGUUUGAUUUGUGUUUUGUCUUUUCUUUUCUCAGUUAGAUACCAGUUUGUUGUCUGACUACUUACCUGAAGUUACCCGGAUGGCCAGGAAGUUUACCCACAUUUCUACCCUUCUUCAAGUAAUUACUAUUUAUUUACAGCAAUACAAGCUGAUAUUUUAUGUGAAAAGUUGGUUAUGUAGUGGAGCUUUGCACCUGUGCGGUAUCUUUCAUCUUGCUCUGGUAACCCUGUGCAGAUCUUCCACCUGAUGGCAUCAACGGAAGUUUGAACGAUUUUUAGCCUUUGUUACGAACCUAAUAGAAGCAGAGAGAGUGAGCAUGUGCUUGUUUGUCUCUCUCUCGCUAUUUCUCUUGUUCUAUAUGACUUAAAGGAAUCCUCCAAAAACUAUAAUCACUACAGCCCGCUGUAGUGGUUAUGGUGCCAGGAGAGACACAAAACCAUUCUCAUAAUGAGUUCUCAAAGCAUUUUAUGGCGUUUGGCAACGUAACUUGGGUGCAUCCUCUGUUUCGUAUAUUUUCCAGCAUAAGAAGCCAGGUGACUCUAGCAUAAAGCACAAUCUAAUUGUUUGGGAAGUUCCUUUAAAAGCCCAGUGUAGCAAAUUUUGGAAAUAUUGUUUAGCAACUGACUGCAUACCCUUAUUGUAAUGUAACUUGAAUGCUAAAUGCAUCUAGAUGUAAAGGUGAUACUCAAAAAAUGAGAAUAUCAUGCAAAAGUUAUUUUAUUUCCGUAAUGUAACGUAAAAGGGGAAACUAAUAUAUGACAUAGACGCAUUACAUGCAAAGCAAGAUAGUUCAAGCCAUGAUUUGUCAUAAGUGCGAUGAUUAUGGCUUACAGCUCAUGAAAACCCCAAAUCCACAAUCUCAGUAAAUUAGAAUAUUGUGAAAAGGUGCAAUAUUCUAGGCUCACAGUGUCACACUCUAAUUAGCUAAGUAAGCCAUAACACCUGCAAAGGGUUCCUGAGCCUUUAAAUGGUCUCUCAGUCUGGUUCAGUAGGAAUCACAAUCAUGGGGAAGACUGCUGACCUGACAGUUGUGCAGAAAACCAUCAGUGACACCCUCCACAAGAAGGGAAAGCCUCAAAAGGUAAUUGCGAAGGAAGUUGGAUGUUCCCAAAGUGCUGUAUCAAAGCACAUUAAUAGAAAGUUAUGUGGAAGAAAAAGGUGCACAAGCAGCAGGGAUGACCGCAGCCUGGAGAGGAUUGUCAGGAAAAGGCCAUUCAAAAGUGUUGGGGACUUUCACAAGAAGUGGACUGAGGCUGGAGUCAGUCCAUCAAGAGCCACCACACACAGAUGGAUCCUGGACAUGGGCUUCAGAUUUCGUAUUUCUCUUGUCAAGCCACUCCUGAACAACAAACGUCAGAAGCGUCUUACCUGGGCUAAAGAAAAACAGACCUGGUCUGUUGCUCAGUGGUCCAAAGUCCUCUUUUCUGAUGAAAGCAACUUUUGCAUCUCAUUUGGAAACCAAGGACCUAGAUUCUGGCACACACUGCAAGAUGCUUGAAGUCCAGUGUGAAGUUUCCACACUCUGUGUUGAUUUGGGGAGCCAUGUCAUCUGCUGGUGUUGGUCCACUGUGCUUCUUAAGUCCAGGGUCAACACAGCCAUCUACCAGGAGAUUUUGGAGCACUUCAUGCUUCCUUCCACAGACAAGCUUUAUGGGGAUGCUGACUUCAUUUUCCAGCAUUGCCAAUAGUACCAAAGCCUGGUUCAAUGACCAUCGGAUUACUGUGCCAGCAAACACGCCUGACCUGAACCCCAUAGAGAAUCUAUGGGGCAUUGCCAAGGGAAAGAUGAGAGCCAUGAGACCGAACAAUGCAGAAGAGCUGAAGGCCGCUAUUGAAGCAUCCUGGUCUUCCAUAACACCUCAGCAGUGCCACAGGCUGAUGGCAUCCAUGCCACGCCGCAUUGAGGCAGUAAUUGCUGCAAAAGGGGCCCAAACUAAGUACUGAGUCCAUAUGCAUGCUUAUACUUUUCAGAGGUCCGAUAUUGUUCUAUGUACACUCCUUGUUUUAUUGUGUGCAUGUAAUAUUCUAAUUUACUGAGAUUGUGGAUUUGGGGUUUUCAUGAGCUGUAAGCCAUAAUCAUCGCACUUAUGACAAAUCACGGCUUGAACUAUCUUGCUUUGCAUGUAAUGCAUCUAUCUCAUAUAUUAGUUUCCCCUUUUACAUUGCAUUACUGAAAUAAAUUAACGUUUGCACGAUAUUUACAUUUUUCGAGUAUCACCUGUAGUCUAUUUAAACCUGCUACCCCUCCUCCCCCCCCAAAUGUACAAUUGCUCAUAAUUACUUUUUUCCUGUUUCCAGUACUUGAAAUUAGCCCUCACGUGUAUGUGUGAAGCUUGGGAAGAAAUCCUUCUGCAAAUGGAUUCACGGCUGACAAAAUUUGUGCAAGUAUGAAUCAUUUCAAUUUAUUGGCUUAUUUUAUUAGGCUUGUAGUUGAACCAGUUUUUUGUAUUUUGAAAAGCAGCAAAAAUAAACAUUGUUGAACAUUGCUAAAUUAAAAAUAUAUUCACAGCUACUAUAAUGUAGAAAAAGAUUGUUAAUUUAAAGGUAGCAGAUUCAAAGCUUAAAGGGACUCUACAGAAUAUUGCUUUUUAUCAAUUUGGGUGUGCAGUAUGUUUUCGUGAUAUUAUCCUUUUAAGCUCUGGUACUGUAUGUAAAUAUUGUAUAUAAUGUUUUUGCAAUAUUUUGUUCUGCAUUUUCUUCUUACGGUACACAGCUAUUUAAAUUUGUCUAAUUGUUAGAAGACAUUUGUCUGAUGACUAAGUAUUACGGUUACAUUGUCAUCUGUUUUACUAGAUAAAGAAUGCAGUAAAACAUUUAAACGCUUAUCUGAUUCUCAGCACUGGAUCUCUUCAACUGAUGUCGGCAUGCGCAUUAGGCUUUCCCCAUAGGAAAGUAUUGACGCAAUGCUUUCCCAUGGGGUUUUGCAAGACACCUGACGUCCUCAUGGACAGCGUGAGGCUGUCCUGCGCCAUUUCACCGAGUUAAACUCCAUGAAAUUGCAGGGAGCGCCCUCUAGUGGCUGUUUGGGAGAGGGACAAUUUUUGUUUUGAUUCCUGUAGUAUACCUUUUUAAGGCAAGCGCCACUAUCAGAGGAAUGCCUUAAGCACCACCCUCUGUCAAGAUUGUCAAGCGUAGGAAAAACAUAAAACAAAGUAGUCUUAUGGUGAUCUAGACCAGAAAAGAACAGAUUCUGAAAGUUUGAAGUUAGAGCAACUUUAAAGGUUGAACCUGAUUGACUUGAGUUUUUGUUUUCAACCUAGAUUACUAUGUAACUAUGAUGAGUAACAUGGCAGAUUUGUUGUUGUUGUUAGAUUAUAUUUUAUUAAUGAUCAUGUUCACAGUCUCAUGCAAGGGUGCCUUGUCCUGCCCUUCCAGCUUUUUUUUGGAUACAUGUUCAGUAGAGUUGCUGAAUUAUAAAAAAAAAAAAAAAAACACCUGAGUGUCCCCAGUUGGAUACCUUUAUUUUUGGCAUCUAUAUUUGAAUGAUUGCAGAUGUCAAAAUGAUUAAUUUACUUCCUUGUUUUAGGAAAAAAAUACUACCACUUCAGUACAAGAUGAAUUCAUGCAGCUACUCUUGUGGGGUAAAGCAAGGUACUUUUUAUAUUACAGUAACAUGAUUGCGUUUAAACGAGUUGGCAUAAGAGAACCAGUUAAAUAGGAUAUUUAAAUUUAAUUAUUGUCCAUCUUUAUUCUGUUGAUAUUGUUCGAAAUUUAGGUGGCGUAUGUGAACACAUACCCAGGCUAGAAGUCUUUCAGUUUGAUGGUCUGAAAAACGUGCAUCUUCGUGUUCCCUAGCUACGUUCGACUGUAACUUUUCAUUAGGAGAAAAAUAAUAUUUUAUAUAUAUAAAAAAACCUCUGAUUAUCCUGAUCUGUUGAUGACUUUUUAUUGGCCGCUGCUAAGGUGUUGGAAUAAAAGAAUAUAUUUUGUAAAGCAUUUGCUGAUGCAGCAGUACUGAUGUACCUCCUUCUUAGCGAGAUGCAAUAACAUUCUCUUAUGGAUUCUGAAGAAAAUAUUAUUUUAAGUAUUUUUAAUUAAUUUUUUUUAUUUUUUAUUAUAUUUUAGUCCUGAGCUCCAAGCUUUACUGAUGACCCAGCUAACUGUUAAAGUAAGUGGUGAUUCCAAGUUACCGUCCUGUGUGCUUUGUGUGGUGGAGGCCAAUGCUUUAUAUAUUAACAGAAUGUUUUUAUAUUGUUAGGGAUUGAAGAAACUUGGACAAUCUGUUGAGUCAUCAUAUUCCACUAUACAGAGACUAGUUAUAUGUCACUUGCAAAGGUAAAUUCACAGUGUGCCUGUUAGAUAACUCUGAUUUGUAUUCUAAACUAGAGGUGGGAAUAUGUUCUUAUGUAAGGCAAAAUAGUUUUGAAAUUUACUAAACACUGAACUUUAUUGAAUUGAAAAUCUUUUUAUUUUUUUAUUUUUAGAUCUGGUCUAAUAUUUGAGUAACCCAACAAGUCUCAUUUUAAUAAAUAACCUGGUCAAUAUAAAGCAAUAGUUGCUGAAGGUGAUGAGUUAGUAACAGCUAGACAGUGUUAGCUACCUACAAUAUAUUUAAGUAGAUGUAAUUAAAACUAUUAAAUUACUAAGAGAGGGGGGAAAAAAAAACUCCCAAGCUGUGUGCCCAACAAUGCUCUGUCAACAUGCCAGGGGCACAGUGCUGGCCAUUGUUCAUUCUGCCUCCCACUAAUAUUGGCUAAAAGCUUUCAUUGCCUAUUCAUUACUAGCCCUCUGUAAUAGGUAUACUUCUCUUGACCCUGUUGAAUUCGUAUCAUCUUACCCUGCACGUCAUAUUAUUAAUAUAGUGCUGACAGACUGCUUUUCUUCAUACAUAGUGGAGCUGAAGCUUUGCUGUACCAUCUAAGUGAACUGAAAGGUAUGGCUUUAUGGAGACAGAAGUAUGAGCCCCUUGGACUUGAUGCCAAAGCAAUUGAAGGUUUGUUGAACAGAAUUGUAAUGAUCUGUUUCGUUGUUGUGUUUUUUUUUUAUGUAUGCGUAUGUCUAUAAAUAUCAGUUUAGGAAAUAUGCAAGCCAAAAAAAAAGAAAUAAUAAACAAAUGUUAGUAGCAAACUUUUGGUUAGUUAUUAUAUUGUACAAAUAAUAGAUUAGUUGUCUGCAAACAGAUUAAACAAAUAUAUCUAGAUAUUUUACUAUUGUGUAAAGUACUUGGGUAGACUGAAGCUCUUGAAAUUCUCAAACCUUGUGAUCUUUUGUGUGUAUGUUUUGUUUGUCUGCUGAUUGGUUUCUGUGUAAACUCAUUUCUUUCCAGGUGCCAUAACAGCUGUUGGAUCCUUCAUUUUGAAAGCAAAUGAGCUUCUCCAGUAAGCAUGUUUCUGUUGGCUAUACAUCUGGUAGAGUUUAAAAAACAAUGUAUUCUGUGAAAAUCAUGAUAUUGAGAUGAUUACUGAUAAACAUGUGCCCUGUUGCACUGCUUUUCGUGUUAUGAAUACUCAACCUUCCAGGUACUUAUAUGUAGUGAGUUUUCUUGCCCUGUCUGCUCAGACUUGCAAGUCUCCGUCCUUCACCUAACAGGAGAUUGCUGUGUGCCCACACACCUAAUACUGUACUUUGUCCUGUUCAGUGCACAACAGUCUAAGGAGUGAACAGUACUCUGUGUGGGUGUGUGUAUUAGCAAAGCUUCCAUGUGAUGCUAAAGGGAAGAGGCUGGAAUCGGAGCUCCACAGAUUAAAGGAACAAUCCAAUCACUAUAACCCAGGGUGCCAUACGACCGUAAGAUGCCAAACCAAUUUCAUACGGUUUGGAAAAUUUAUUGGUUUCCAUUGGGCACCCACCUUUGUCUGCUACAAAGAAACCAGAUGUCUCUAUAGGAAAAUCAUGGCAACAGGUGCGCAAUGACCCAGAUAAGUUAUCAAACCAAAUUAAAAUGGAGUGAUCUUACCAUUAAAGGGAACUGUAAUGGUUUUGGUGCUUGGGUAGUGUUCCUUUAAGACAAUGCAGUUACAACUUAAUAGUAAUAUAACCAUUGCAAUACUCUGUAGUUGUUAUGGCGCUGAAUUAAACCACACUGAAGACUUUGAAGAUCAACGAUGGUGACUUCACCACUUGGUGUGCAGUAGCACAGGGGUACACGGUGCAGGAGAGUUAUACUUGUCCCCACUAUCUUCAAUCGAUCAUUGAUGCUGACAGCUGGUGGAAGUGACCACUUAAUUCCACUAAAUAGGCCUUUUGUCAAGUUUUUUUCAGGCAAAAGUUUUAUCAUAGGAAACAUAGAAUUUGAUGGCAGAUAAGAACCAUUCGGUCCAUCUAGGAUAGCCUUAUGCCUAUCCCACGCAUGCUUAAACUCCUUCACUGUGUUAACCUCUACCACUUCAGCUGGAAAGCUAUUCCAUGCAUCCACUACCCUCUUAGUAAAGUAAUACUUCCUGAUAUUAUUUUUAAACCUUUGCCCCUCUAAUUUAAGACUAUGUCCUCUUGUUGUGGUAGUUUUUCUUCUUUUAAAUAUAGUUUCCUCCUUAACUGUGUUGAUUCCCUGUAUGUAUUUAAAUGUUUGUACCAUAUCCCGCCUGUCUCAUUUUUCCUCCAAGUUAUACAUGUUAAGAUCCUUUAACCUUUCCUGGUAAGUUUUAUCCCGCAAUCCAUGAACCAGUUUAGUAGCCCUUCUCUGAACCCUCUCUAAGUUAUCAAUAUCCUUCUGAAGAUACGGUCUCCAGUACUGUGUACAAUACUCCAAGUGAGGUCUCACCAGUGUUCUGUACAAUGGCAUGAGCACUUCCCUCUUUCUACUGCUAAUACCUCUCCCUAUACAACCAAGCAUUCUGCUAGCAUUUCCUGCUGCUCUAUUACAUUGUCUGCCUACCUUUAAGUCAUCAGAAAUAAUCACCCCUAAAUCCCUUUCCUCAUAUGUUGAGGUUAGGACUCUAUCAAAUAUUCUGUACUCUGCCCUUGGGUUUUUACGUCCAAGAUGCAUUAUCUUGCACUUAUCCACAUUAAAUGUCAGUUGCCACAAUUCUGACCAUUUUUCUAGUUUACCUAAAUCAUUUGCCAUUUGGCUUAUCCCUCCUGGAACAUCAACCCUGUUACAUAUCUUAGUAUUAUCAGCAAAAAGACAUACCUUACCAUCAAGACCUUCUGCAAUAUCACUAAUAAAAAUAUUAAAAAGAAUGGGUCCAAGUACAGAUCCCUGAGGUACCCCACUGGUGACAAGUCCAAGCUUCGAAUAUAUUCCAUUGACUACAAUCCUCUGUUGCCUGUCACUCAGCCACUGCCUUACCCAUUCAACAAUAUUGGAAUCCAAACUUAAAGAUUGCAGUUUAUUGAUAAGCCUUCUAUGUGUAACAGUGUCAAAAGCCUUACUGAAAUCUAGGUAAGGACAAAGUAGUCCAUACGUUGUCUUAUGAUAACUUUGGUUAAGUUGGAAAUUCUAGUACAGUCUUCAUGACCCUUCUUUUUUUUUUUUUCUUUUUUUUAUAAAUGUUAUGUUUAUGAAAACAUUUUUGCGGGUGUGACAGAGUCCCUUUAAUAGGAAAUCUAGGGCUUGUUCUAUUAGAUGCAUUUACUCUAUCUCUACUUCUAUCAUUUUUUUCAUUUAGUUUAUUUUUUUCUUAUAGUUUAUUUUUCUUUCCUUCUUAAAAGGGACACUCCACUGCCCAAAUACAAAAUAAAUAAAAAUCAACUUGCAUGCAUUUAAUAAUGUAAUUUUUUAUUGGUGCAUAUCUAAACACAGCUAGCAAAAAAUGUAGUUCUCUUUUCUGCUGCUUUUGUAAGCCCUCCUCUUCUAACCCCACCCAGACUUUCUGUGGCUGUCCAAUGGCAGACUUACCAAUGCAGCUCAGUGAGAAGUCUUUGCAAAGCAGGUGCUCUGGGAAAUUACUGCCUCUUGAGUUUAGUACAAAUAAGUCAACCAAACCAGGAAGUAAUAUUAUCUGUUGCCUGCUUGAAAAGCCAGGGGGUGUAACCAGGUUAAUUCAUAACCGUGUCAAUUUCUAUUGAGGUCUGCACGAUUUCCCAAAAAAAAAAAAAAGGAUACGCUUUAUGUACACACAAAGCUUUUCAGGAAUCAAAAGUGCUUUAGAGGUCUGGAGUGUCCCUUUAACCCAGUAAUAACUAGCCACAGAUGUUUUAUCUAUAUUUCUCAAGAUGCCCAGACAACCUUCUAUGUAUGUGUGAUGUGUAUGUGUCUUCAUUUUAUACUUUUUAUGCACACAGGUGUGUGCACCUUUUAUGAAUUAAAAUAAGCAUAUAUCAUGUACACAUUCUGUAUAAUAUGUAAGUUCAACAUUAGAUCACUUACCAGAUGUAACCGUGUAAUCUGUGCACUGCAUAUAAACAUUUCUUAGAUCAAUUUUUCACCUUUUGUUACGUUUUUCUUUUUGUUUAGAGUUAUAGACAGUGGAAUGAAAAACUUUAAGGCUUUCUUCCGAUGGCUCUAUGUCGGUAUGUAAAGCUGUCUCUCCACAAUUAAGAGUACAAAAUCAACAGUAUAUAAAAUCUUGUUAUAUUAUAUACAAAAUACUCUCCUCCUCCAUGUUAAUUAACAUUGUAAUUAUAGGACAGUAUAGAAGUAGCAUUCUAUAAUUGUGGAUUAUUCCCUGAUGUUUGCUGUUUGAACUUAUUCAUCUCAUUUGACUGAUAAGUUAGUCUUAGAAGGCGAAUCACAACAUCAGGAGGGCUGAGUUUAAUUGUUGAGCAAUAUUCAGACAAUGCCUGAAAGGAAAAGUUUGAGUCUUGUGUAGCAUUCGUGAGCAAGAGUUGAUAUUGUUCGCCACAUAUCUUGUAUCUGCUCUUGAGGCAACAUAUUUUUCUCUUUUUUGUUAUAUUAAUGGGCACGGCUCAGAAUUUCCACUUGGCCAUGGAAAAUGUAGUCCUGGCAAGUCAAAAUUCACUCCUGGUAAAUAUGCCACGGACUCUCCAGGCUUGCAGCGGCAAGUAACUUUUAAAGCUUGGCUAGCAGCUUAGGAAUUUAAAUUUUAAGUCCUGUUAAUGUGCGUUUGGAGUUCAGUGGCACAGGGAACAUAUAAGAACUGGUAUUAAAAAAAAUUAAUAAUUUUGCUUAGUUUGUAGCACUUCUAAACCAUGUGUUGUGUGAGAUGUCCCACAGGUUUACAAUCUACACAUGGUAACGACAUUUAAGACAGAAGGUAGAAAGGCGUAUUGUAAAAUGCUGAUUGUAGUGAGAUAGAGGUCACUAUUUAUAUAGAGGUUUCUAAGUCUACUUGCUUGAAAAGGCAAUCGCUAGGAGAUGUCUGAGUGAGGUUGCAUGCAUUUUAUCACAAAUGUGUUAAAUAUUAUAAUUUUUUUCAACUAGUGGAAUAUUUUUUUUUUUCAACGCCAUAACCUAUAAUUAUAUAUAUAUAUAUAUAUAUAUAUAUAUAUAUAUAUAUAUAUAUAUAUAUAUAUAUAUAUAUAUAUAUAUAUAUAUAUAUAUAUAUAUAUUUAUUAUUUUUUUAUUUUUUUUUUAAAGCUAUGUUACGAAUGUCAGAGGAUCACGUGCUUCCUGAACUAAACAAGGUAGGUUAACUCAUUUUAAGAACUCACUUAUCUAAUCUUUGUUUUGUUUUUUCUUUGUAAAGGUCUCUCCAAAACAUAAGUUUUUAUUCUUAGUGAACUAUAUGAAAUAAUUUCAUUUUUCUUUGCGUCUUUGCUUUAGAUGACUCAGAAAGACAUUACAUUUGUGGCAGAUUUUUUAACGGAGCACUUUAAUGAGGUAGGUUUUACUACUUUAAGUAUAUUGAACUUUUAUGUUAUUUUCAAUCGACUUUAAUCUUUUUUUUUUUAAAUACCUUUUUAAUAGUAUGUUACACAUUUCCCAAGUUAUUUGUGAUAUCACGUUUUAUUAGUUUUUUUAUAAGGGUAAAACAAUAAUGAAAACAGUAUACAUUCUUAUACAGCAGUUAUAAAGAAUGAAAAAUAGAAAAUACAAUAUACAGAGGUACUGAAUCACAUUGACAGUGCACCAAGAAUAUCCAUCGUCUAAAUUUGAGACAAGGACAGAGAGGCCAGAGAUUAUGAGCAGAUAGCCAAGCUCUCAAAUAUUUGUCUCUGGUUUUCAUUUUCCAUGGUUCUAAAAGUUUGUAACUCAUUUUCAAGUAUUAACUUCUAGGUUGUGCUGUAAAGGAGAACCAUCACAAACAAUGAUCGUUGUGUAUAUGUCAGGGUUCAACAUUUCCACUAGACAUUGGUGAGUGAAAUUUCACCCUCUGUCCAGAUGAAAUAUUAAUAGCAAAGUAUUUAACCAGGAAAGGUACAUCCAAAUGAUUCUGGAUUCUAAGUACGUCCUAGGAAUGUUACUUUUUCCUAACAUCCAAUGGAUGUUGCUAUUACCCAAUUUGAUUGUAGUCCUACAACUGUUUCAAUGGAUCCCCAAUUGUACGGAGUGCUGUAAGAAAGCAGAAGCUAUUGUAACAGUGACCACAUGGCUGAUAUCUGUUGGCCUCACAAGUGGGUUUACAUAGAAACAUAGAAUGUGACGGCAGAUGAGAACCAUUCGGCCCAUCUAGUCUGCCCAAAAAGAAAUUGUUUCACUAUUUUAGUUACUAUUGUGUAAUCUUACUUGUAUUGGGUGAUACCUGGAUCUCAUAGGUGCAGGGAUUUUAUUCUGCUCACACCUAAACUGAAGGAUGUCCCAUGCUGUCCCAAAGGAAUCCAAUAUUUCUAGGAUGGUAUGGAAGGUCCUAAUGGGCUUCAAACUAAAUUGACAUGGCCCGGCCAUUUUCUUGUUUGGUUCCCUUUAAGCUUUGAUUACUGUAAAGGUUUUUUCAGGUAACAGAACUGUUUCAUUUGGACUUUGAUUUUUCCAUUGUUUUAUGUUUUGUUUUUUUGUCUUCGUUUAAUGUUUUGGUUUUCUGCCAUUGGAACUUUUCCCUUUAUAAAAGUAUUGACGUCUUGCUGGCACACUGCUAAACAGACACCUGCUCUGACCUUCCAGAGACUAUAAAUUCCACGACAUUUAAAUGCCAGGACUAGAUUACUUUAUUCCACUGCAGCUAUAUAAAUUAAAACAUCAAUUUACCUGCAGCUUGAAGAGAUCUUUAUCCUAGAUUUGGCAUACGGUUAUGCAUUAUCAAUAGAACUGUCAUAACUGUCAGCAAAUUUAUACAUUAAAAAAUUCUGUUUACUAAAGUAAGAAUUGUCAGGAAUUAAAAGUGAAUUUCACAUUUUAAGCAAAAAAGCCCAAAUAGAAGCAUAGGUGACUUGGGUAAUUCUUCCAAUUCUGGACUAUUUUGGACUUAAAUUUGAAAUUCUGAUCCAAAAAAAAUCCAGUUCUCACUUUAUUGAAUAACCCUGCAUGCAUACAGCAUAAAAGUUUACAUUACAAUUUAGACUUGUUCACAGAUCAUGUCUGCUUCCUCUAAGAUUGCUGCUGGAAAUGGAUGAAUGUGGCAUGUAAAGCCAACCCCCCCACUCCUAUGUCACAGCUCAUAUACAGUUUAGGGGCUUAUUGUAACCCAUAUCAGACAUUUUAACAGAUGUGUUUGCCGUUUCCUGGUGUGGUUGUAUUUGGCAUACAAGGCUUCAUAGUCAAAUAACCUUCUACAUUUACUAGUUGUCUGCCAAGCACAAUCUAUAGCACCACAAAAAGGGAAUCUGACACUCUUGUCCUUUCUAAGUUCCUUUAAAUGCUGCUGUGAUUUGUUUGAGUGAUCACUCUGAUUUUCUAUAUCAAAUGCCUUAUUACUCACUCUUCAAUCACUUCAUUCAUUUACUAACUUCAGUUUAAAUACCUCUUAAAGACCAAGACUAUUCAUGUGUAAUCCUGUUUUUGUUGCAGGCACCCGACUUGUAUAAUCAGAAAGGCAAAUAUUUCAAUGUAGAACGCGUUGGUCAGGUAAAGUAUCAAUGUUUCUAAACGCAGUGAUUCAUAUCUUUUGCAAUUGUAUAUACUGUAUUUCAGGGAAUGUAAAUAGUAACCUUAACAAUGUUAUUUCCUUAUUGCUUACUUUAUUAGAAAUCACACUUCUCUUUACUAGAAAGAUCAAAAUAACCAGACUCUCAUUAAACCUAAAUAUAUAUGUGCCAACGCACAUUUUUUAAGGUUUAAUCUGCACUUGACUUAACGCGCCAUAUAUCUUACUUGAGACACAACUGUGGCAAGAGAGGUAUGCAGCUUCUGUCUGCAAAUAAUGGUUGUGUGUAAAAAGUGUUUUAUAGGUUAAUAAUGUAAUAAUGUAUAGGGUAGAAGCCACAUGUUUCCUCUGCCACAGGAUUGUCCUACACUAGCCACAAUGUAUCAUCACUGAAAUAGAUCAGCAUGAUUCUUAGUUUUUACAUUACUUUAGUUAAUAACGGUAUUAGCUCCCUGAUAACUAUGACCACAGUAUUCGUAUCUCUGUGACUUUAAAACGAUUUUAAUAAUAAUAAUAAAAAAAACAAAAAAAAAACAGAUAACAGAAGCUUGGGCUCCGCUACAAUAUUUUUGUGCUACUUGUAAUAUAAAUAAACAAUAUGAGAAAACAUACAAUGAAAAUUAUCAGUAGAUAUAUAUCUAUACCAGCAAAAGUCCACAACAAUAGUUCUUAGAUGGAUGAUACCCUUUAAGGUAACAGAUAAGGUCAAGUGAUAAAAUUCUAGAUGAGGCGGAAGCAGUCCUUCAGAAGUAUACAAACUCUUAAAAUCCCUUGGUGUAUAGCAGAAUGUAAAAUGCCAAGAAGCAGAAAACACAAAAAUGGUGCAAUAAAGUAAUGUAACCAAGGUGGAUAAAAUAAGAUAACAAUUGGUUACUUACAAUUUGUAGACCUAUGACCAGCUCUAGUGUAUUGGGCUUCAGUGGUAUAAUCCCCACGUAUAGGAUACGGUAGAGCAGGGCUUGACAAAUUUGUUUGGAAUCUAGGAGCCAGCUAAAAAGUUACUAGCCAGUUUUUUUUUUUUUGGUUUUUAAAGGGACACUAUAGUUACCAGAACCACUACAGCUUAAUGUAGUGGUUCUGGUGCCUAUAGCCUGCUCCUGUAGCCUUUUCAGUGAAAAGGCGGUGUUUACAUUGCUAGAAAUACAAAACAAUAGGGUGCGCCAAGGGACUGGGGACAAGAAUGAUCACAGAUAAAACUAAUAAAAUGAAACGGAAUACACAUUGACCUAUGGUAGUAAAAGGUUGUGUAUCUAAAAGGAACAAGCACAAAGUCCAAGAUAAAAUACAAUAAUAUGGAUAAGUCUGUAAGGGUUUGCCUGUAUCUUUAGGUUAGUGUACCUUCCAGAUGUUCAAAAUCCAGGAACAUAAAAGAGAGAAGAAAAGAACUCCAAUGAUGCAAUAUGUACAGAAUAAGGUAAAAACUUGAAUAAAAAGAAGUCCAAAUGACCUACUCACAUGGAAUAGAGCUAAAACCAGCUCUAGUAUAAAGCGCUUGCAGUGGUUAUGAUCCCCCACUUCAGGGAUAUUGAUGGAAGAUAUUAAUCAGCGGAUGUCUCAACAGCAGGAUAUGUGAAAAUAAAAAAGCGCAACAAUAGUGCUCUCUAUAUAAAAAUGUAAAAUUAGGAGUAAAAAUAAAUAGGUUAUACUCACAUUUAACUGAGCAGAUAACCCGCUCAGUGUAAUCAGCAUAGGUGGUAUAAUCUCCACCUGGGAUAUUAUUAUUAUUAUUAUUGCCAUUUAUAUAGCGCCAACAGAUUCCGUAGCGCUUUACAAUAUUAUUAGAGGGGGGAUUUAACUAUAAAUAGGACAAUUACAAGAAAACGAUAGUUUGAAGAGGGCCCUGCUCAAACAAGCUUACAGUCUAUAGGAGGUGGGGUAUAAAUCACAUUAGGACAGGAAAGGGCAAUCAAAUUAUGUGGGAGUGAAGCAGAGCUGGAGGAGAGAGUAGAGUGCUGCCCUUUAGGAGAGACCAAGAGACAGGUAUGUGAGGUAGAGGUUAGUCUGGGAGGCCAUAGGCUUUCCUAAAGAAAUGGGUUUUAAGGCACUUCUUAAACGAUUAAAGACUAGGGGAGAGUCUGAUGGCGGUAGGCAGGCUAUUCCAUAGUAAGGGAGCUGCCCGCGAGAAGUCCUGCAAGCACGAGUUGGCCGUACGGGUACGAGCAGCGGACAGAAGAAGGUCACGGGCAGAGCGGAGAGAACGAGAAGAGGCAUACCUAUGGAUCUGUGAGGAGAUAUAAGAGGGGAUACUAUUAUUCAGUGCUUUAUAAGUAUGGGUUAGUACUUUGAAUUGACUCCUAUAGGAUACAGGAAGCCAAUGUAAGGACUGACAGAGGGGUGAGGUGUGGGAGGACCGACUAGAAAGGAAAACCAGUCUAGCGGCAGCAUUCGUUACAGACUGUAGCGGAGCAAUACGGCUAUUGGGAAGACCAAUUAGGAGAGAGUUACAAUGGUCCAUGCGAGAGAUUACUAGAGCAUGGACAAGCUCUUUAGUAGCAUCUUGUGUAAGAAAGGGGCGGAUGCGGGCGAUGUUUUUAAGCGGAAGGCUCAAAGGUUAGGCCAGAAUCAAAAGUAACACCAAGACAAUGUGCUUGUAAGGAUGGGCUGAUACGGGUACCACCAAUCUGAAGGCAGAGCAAGAGAGGAGGAUUAAUAUUAGGAGGAGGAAAGACAAGAAGUUCUGUUUUGGAAAGAUUCAGUUUCAGAAAGCGGGAGGACAUCCAAUCAGAGAUAGAAGAAAGGCAAGAGGUGACACGUUGCAGGACAUCAGGGGAGAGGUCCAGGGAGGAGAGAUAUAUCUGGGUGUCAUCUGCUUACAGGUGGUAUUGGAAUCCAAAAGAGGUAAUAAGUUUGCCAAGAGAGGCAGUGUAAAGAGCAAAUAGAAGGAUACCAAGGUGAUUGAAGAGUUUGGAGAAGGAGAACAUGAUCAACGAUGUCAAAAGCAGCAGAGAGGUCAAGAAGAAUUAGUAUGGAGUAGUGACCUGUAUUUAGCUGCGAUAAUGUUGAGUGACUUUGAUAAGGGCAGUCUCAGUAGAGUGGAGGGGGCGGAAGCUGGACUGAAGAGGGUCAAGGAGAGAGUUGGAAUUGAGGAGGCAGGCCAGAUGGGUAAAAAGUAGUCUUUCAAGAAGCUUUGAGGAAAAAAGGGAGCAGGGAUAUAGGACGAUAAUUAGAAUUGGAGGAUAGGUCGAGACAUGUUUUUUUUUUUUAACCCCCUUAAGGACCAAACUUCUGGAAUAAAAGGGAAUCAUGACAUGUCACGUGUCCUUAAGGGGUUAAGAUGGGUACUACAGUAGCAUGUUUAAGGACAGCAGGAACAGUGCCAGAAGAAAGAGGGGCGUAUUCUCCGCGAGGUGCGUAUUUGGGCCUGAGACGAGGUGCGUCAAGGGCUGAGAUGAGGGUAUAGUUAUAUGAGGAGAUAGCCAGUGAGGGUCAUGAGUAAGCAGGAAUGGAUAAUAGUUGGUAAUCGAUAUCAGCUGACAGCUGCUGGAGAUUUAUAGAACUCAGAUUCCUUCUGAGUUGAGGGGAGUUAGGCUGAGGUUGUUGGGGCCAUUGAGAGUAAAUGACAGGAAAUGAUGAUCUGAGAGAGGAAAUGGAGAGCAGAAACCAUACACCACCACCUUUAUUUUCAGAGUUUCUUGGGUUGUGGGAAAAUUGAAGACCACCAAAGGAUAAAGAGGCAGGGGUAGCAGUGUCAGAGGGAGAGAGACAUGUUUCAGUUAAUGCUAGUGAUUGUAGGGAUACUUUGUGAGGUUUUCACUUAGAUUUCUAAGUGUACAUUUUCUGAUCAAUCAAGUGACCAAGUAGUUCUAACCAUUAGACUGUAUAUUCCUUAAUGAAAAUGCAGAUGGGACUUCUUUUUAUUCAAGUUUUUAGAACCCGGAAACUUACUUCCAUUGCUCCCAGGUCCAGUUUUGAUGUUCACAUCCACAUUGAAGGUGCUUUUAGCGGUUGACAGGGGUCAUGAUGGGCACUCUGACCGGUCUUCAGCUACACAGCCCCAUACGCAACAAAUUGCAAUGCGCUGUGUGUUCUGACACCUUUCCAUCAUGAUCAGCAUUAAGCUUUUGAUCAAUCUGAGCUACAACCACUGCAUACUGGGGACACCCGACAAGGCUUGCUGUUUUGGAGAUGUUCUCAUCCAGUUGUCUAGCCAUCACUAUUUGGCCCUUUUUACUUGCCUAUUUUUCCUCCAUCCAACACAAAUAAAAUCAAUAACUGACUGUCCAUUUGCUGCCUAAUAUAUUGCACCCCUUGACAGGUGCCAUUGUAAUAAUAUAAUGAAAGUUAUUCAUUUCACCCGGUCGUGGUUUUAAUGUUAUGGCUGAUCAGUCUAUAUGUGUAGAUAGAAACAACUGCUUAGCCAGUCGAAAGUUAUGUUUAUUGUUCUUGGCUAGCUGCGGUAUCUAUCUCUCUCUGUCCUGAAAAGCAAUCAGUUUUGCCAACAAUUCAAACUGCACUGACAAAAAUAAAGCUUACAGACAUCAAAGAACUAUUUUAUGUGAACACGCUUAAUUAACGUAAUUGCAUAAUCCAAUAUAAGUAAUUCCCGCUGCAGUAAACAUUGACCUUAGUCUGAGGUGUAUCAGUAGAAAAUAAACACCAUAAUAAUAUUUUUGGCUCUUGGACUGAAUUAUAGCAAUAUAAAAUCUAGUUUCAAAGAAAUAUAGGCCAUUAGAAGAACUUUUAUAGCCUUAUUCUCUUGUUAACAUGCACAAAGGCAUAAAAUACAUAAGUAUGAAAAAAAUAAAUUUUAAAAAGCCCCCUUACAAUGUCAGUGAACAUUUAAAGGGACACUCCAGGCACCCAGACCACUUCUGCCCAUUGCAGUGGUCUGGGUGCCAACUCCCACUACUCUUAACCCUGCAAGUGUAAUUAUUGCAGUUUUUUUAUAAACUGCAAUAAUUACCUUGCAGGGUUAACUCCACCUCUAGUGGCUGUCUACUAGACAGCCACUAGAGGGCACUUCCUGGAUCAUAGCACAGAUUAUCUGGACGCUGGAUGUCCUCACGCUAUGUGAGGACCUCCAGCAUCGCUCAAUUCCCCAUAGGAAAGCAUUGAAAAGCAUUUUCAAUGCUUUCCUAUGGGGAGCUCUAAUGCACAUGCGCGGCAUUGCAGUGCAUGUGCAUUAGGUCUCCCCAGCCGGUGGGCGGGAUCAGUCUCGCCCACUGGCCGACGUAAUGCAGAGGAGGAGCGCCGGAGGAAGAAGCAGCGACGUGGGACAUGUCGCUGCCUCUGGUAAGUUACUGAAGGGGUUUUCACCCCUUCAGCAACCAGGGAUUAGGGGGUGGGAGGGAGAGGGGACCUGCAGUGCCAGGAAAACAGGUUGUUUUCCUGGCACUGGAGUUUCCCUUUAACCUUCUUAAUUUGCCACUUAAAUUAUGUAAACUAUUCCUGCCUUGAAAAGUCAGCAAUAUGUUUUUUUGUUUUUUUUCAAACUCCAACUAUUUCUGUAUAAGUAGUUUAGGGUGCAUGCAUAUGGUAGUUGUAGUAGCUCUAAAAUCCGUAUAUAACAAAUGUAUACAAGCUUCCAUAGGGUUUAUCGUCUAAACCAGGAAAUGCAUUUGCAAGUUACGUUGCCCCAAAAAUAUUACUUCGUCAUUGGCAUAACUUUGUCCUGAUGUUAAUUAAUAAAAGGUUCAGGUAGAGUGAAAUCACUUCAUAGGAAACCACAGAAAGUGCAUCGCCAUUUGCUAUUUACUAAAUGGCAUUGCGGUUUUACAGGCUGAUAUAUACUGCACCUGGUGACCAUAGUCCAGGGGUGCCCAAAAGGUAGAUCUCCAGAUGUUGUAAACUACAACUUCCAUGAUGUUUUGACAUUCUAAAGGCAUGCUAAGCGUCAUGGGAGUGGUAGUUUUACAACAUCUGGUGAUCUACCACUUGGGCAUCCCGGCCCUUGUCUAAUGACUUCCUUCUGUGCAGUAGCAGAGAGCAGCACGAUGUCCUCCUUUUUUAUUUUUUUUUCCUGUGCAACGUAAAGUGACACUGAAAUGAUAGAUUAAAACAUGCUGGAGUCUGUGAGUCUCCAGCAUGCAACAUUUUAAGAAUCAGAUCACUUUGAUAACAAAUAACUUUAAAAAAGCCUUUUAUCAGUCUGUCCCCUCUUUGCAUAAUGGGUUGGUUCCCGAAGAUGGUAAUUCUACUUUCUUCUGUAUGAUGGACUGUUGGGUAAAGGAUAAUUUAAUAAGAAAUGCCCAGUCUCCUGGCCCUUUGGUUACUAUGUUAUAUCCCAUGUGCAGAGAUCUUUUCAAAAGUUUUAUUGAAAGUUUUAAAUACAAAAAUAUCACCAAACGAUAAUAUUAAUAAUAAUUUCAAACAAACAAGAAAAUGGGGAAAUACACAAGUGAUAUUAAUUACCCAAUACUAUUUAAAAAUGAAAAAUUCUAAAUAAUUUAAAGAAAUUGUACAAUAAUACGUAUCGCUGUACCACUGGUAGUGCAUUAUUUAGCACAGAUCUGACAUUAGCCAAUGUCGUUCUUAUUUUGAUGCUGGGGGUGGAGAUAAAUAUAGGCUAGCAAAGGACUUUAUUUGUGUAUGUGCAGUUUUUCAUAUCACAGAAGUGGUCAUGGUGCUUGGAGUAACCCUUCAAUAGCCAAUAGAUGCAAAGUCUCCUGGACCUGUAGGGCAAAAAGGGUUAAGGAAUUCCAAAUUUCCAGGCCUUGAAAAGGUUAACUCUCAAUGACUGACAGAUUCUAACUUGUUUCUUUUUUUUUUAUUAUUUGCUGUAUUUAUUGCUGCAUACAGCAACACUGUGUCGAUGUUAGCUGUAAUGUAAAGCCUUACGUGAAGUUAUGCAGGGAAAAUACCCUGAAUGACAUAGUAACACCUUUAUUUGGCUAGAUCAGCUUAACCCACAACUAAUAAACAGAGCUGAUCAUCUGCUUAAAGUAGUUUGUUUGUUUGCUUUUUUUUUUUAAUAGUAUAUGUUCCUUACAGUUUGUAUUCUCAUAAUUAUUCUUGCAAAUUACUUCAUUUUAAGCCAUCACCACUAGACCUGACUACCUAUUCCUCUUAUCCCUGUUCUCAUGACAAGUUACUGUAAUGUUAUUAUAAUUUCCCCAGUACAAUAUGUUUUCUAGUAUUUCACUCCGUGCGUUCUUCUUGUUACAAAUUGCUUGUAACACCUUGUGUAAUGUAUUUUCAUGGUAUAUUGCCUGAGAAUGAGAAGUGGGCCAAAGUAGGCUUUUAAAUAUGUUCAUAAGGGGUACAUACACUCUGGCAAUUACGUCUCCUAUUGCCAAGUGCACCCUUUAUGAUAACAGUCUCAUUAUGGCCUGGUACUUGAUCUCAUUUUCCAUUGUUUAAUUGUGUAAUUACAAGUUGAAAUAUCCAAGUUGAAUUCCUGUCUGCGCUCCUUCUUCAUUGAAAAUAUUUUCACACUUUUUGUGCCUGAACAAAUUUACACAAAGACCAUAAAGCUGUCUAGGCACAGAGGGUGAGUGUGGUUGUGUAAUAUGAAAGUAGAUUGGAGAAGCCGUCGUCAGGUCAGCAAAAAAAAUUAAAAUUGCAGCUGUAUAAACUUCAUUGCUAAAUGAUAAUUACAUUGGAGAAUAGUUUCUGAAAGGCAAAUUGUAGAAAACUGAAACAUGCUACAUUAAGACUACAAUAGUCCAACGGUAACUACAGCCAUUUGGUUUUCACUUCACUAUAAUUUGCAUUUACUCUAACUAAAUUGAUUAAUAGAGCUUUAAUAAAAAUGUAUUUGGCUAGGCCCAUAUGUCUUGAGGCGAACAGAAUUGGGACGUAAAGAGCACAAGCAUUCUGAGAUGUUUAUUAACCUUGCCAGGUUCUUCCUGUUUCUGCGAGUCAGCUACAGGGGUAGAGUCCAUUUGGCAAACACUGUGGUGUAACCUCAGUCGUAUAUGCUUUUUGAAAGAUUGUGCCCUAACUAGGUUCCCUCUUACUUGGUAGAUUUAUUGUCCACUGCUUCAAUCCAACCUUUUGUUGUAGCAGUCUCCCGCCUUAUGUUUGAUUUGGGCUCUCGCUGGUCCUGUCUGCACUAUUAAUAUGCGAUGUGGUUGAUAGAUAUAUAGAUAUAUAGAGAUAUAUAUGUAAUGCUAGUUUCCAGAUACUUACCUAUUAUAAGCCUUUAAUGAUGCCACGUAAUGUGGCAACAACCACCAAUGUCACUGUCUUCAAGCAUAUUGGCCACAACUAAACAAUAAUAAAGGAUGUUUUGUAAAGGUUCAUUAAACGUUACAAAUGUAGUUGGUAUAUGGACCCUGGCCAAUAAUGAAGACAUUCAGAUAACUAAAUCUUUCCCAAGCUAAGAAUAGUCCAUGUUCAAGAAAUGAUUGUGGGGGGAUUAUUUAUUAAAAAAAAAAAAAUUUCUACAGAUACUGACAUUGCAUUUGCCAGCUAGUCCGCAUGCUUUGUGUUUCAUGCUUGUGUUUUUAUCGCUCAGUAUUUGAAAGAUGAAGAUGACAGCCUGAUGUCACCACCCAGCACAGAAGGGAACCAGUGGUUUAACUUUCUCCAUAGCAGCACACACCUGAAAGGUAUGAUAUAUAUGUUGUAAUAGUGUCGCUAGGCAGGACAUCAGAUUACAGUGGUAAUUUCCAAUGAUUAGAAAGUAGCCAUGGGGUAUCUCCUCCUACAUUGUAAGAUCAUCAGAACAGGACCCUCUUCACCUCUUGUAUCUGUCAACUUUAUUGGAUCUGUAAAUGACUUACUGCUAUACAUCUCCACUGUAUAACUGUAAAUUCUCCAGAAUAUGUUGAGAACUUUUCUGUGAAACGCCCUUCCCAGUUAGACUUUCACCCAGUCUCUAUUCAUUAAAAAAAAUUGAAAACUCACUUGUUCAGGAAAGCUUAUCAAUUAGGCUGUUAACAGCUUUUCCUCCUCACACCCUGACUCCGCUCCUGCAAUUGUCAAAAUAAGCCCUAAGUGAAUACUUUUUUUAGUAACCUACUUUGUUACCCCUACUUUUACCAUUGUGUCACUAUACCCCACUCCCUCUAGCAUGUAAGUUCAUUGAGCAGGGCCCUCAACCCCUCUGUUCCUGUGUGUCCAACUUGUCUUGUUACAAUUACUUGUCUGUUAGUCCACCCAUUGUACAGCGCUACGGAAUUUGCUGGCGCUAUAUAAAUAAUAAAAUAAUAAUAUAAGUGGUAGUGAUGGUAACCUUAUCUCCAUACAGUUCGAAGCACAUGAUUGGUUUAAAUUGCCAGCAGCGAGGUAAACAGAAUAUAGAACUAGGUAGGAAAGUUGUAACACUGUUGGAGGUUUUGUUGGGCAGAUCAUGUCUUCAAUCACCUUAAUCCAUGUCAUAAUAAUAUACAGAUCACCUCCAUGCAGUCUGGGGUCCUAAUGUGAGGCACAGCAGGACAUAUAUAUUUCAAGAUUAGUGUGAUUUACACUCCCGAGUGGUACCUGCCACCAUGACAUGAUUGGGCUAGCUGCUGCUUGGAUCUGUAACCCCCACUAAUCUUAGACAGCACUGGGAUAAGUAGGUAACAAUUAUGCCUAUACAGUAAAACGUACCCAUAACCAUACCCUAGCUCAUUACAUUACACGUUAACCCUACACUUCCCUAACACAGCACAAUAUACUAACCCUGGCAUUACUCAAACACAUUACAUUAGCCCGAAACAUACACCAACACUAAACAUUAACUCCUACAGAAUGCUAGCAUUAACCCCUACAAUACCUUAACCCCAAUCUAAAAGUAUCACGCAUCGUAAAACAUACAUCUCAACUUUCAGCCUUGUGGCUUAUUAUGAUGGAUCUAUAACUCCUCAAUGGCAUUUCCUCAUAAUACAUUGUUUACUGUUGUAUAUUAUUUAUUCAAGUCUUAUCUGUACAUAUUAAAAUUAUCUGAAAAUAUGCAAAUGUUAAAGAUUUUUCUGAUUUUAUUAAAAUACCCUAAAACUGACCGGGUGCGACAGCAAUCUAUGUUGGCGUAAUUCCAUUCGUGCUGCAAAGCAACACUCCUGUAUCUUGUUCUUUUUCUGUAGACAGUCCCCUGCUGUUCCCCUACUAUCCUGAGAAAUCAUUGCACUUUGUUAAAAGGCAAAUGGAAGGCAUCAUCGACCAAUGUCUCUCAAAGCCAGCAGUAGGUUACCUUAUUUAUUUUUAACCAUUUUUAUUUAACUAUCAAGAAAGUGACGUCCAAGAUGAAUACAGUACAGUAGAGAACAUGACAUAACAACAAUGGAAGUAGGUCAUAUAACAAAUUAUAUGAGGUGGUUAAACUGGUCCUGUGCCAUACAGAGGUCUUCACUUUGGGUCCUAGUAUGUCACAAAAAAAUAGGGAUUCGGUAUAUUAAAAAUAACGUGUUGGAGUUGAUAAUAUACAUUUAUGUUAAUCACUACACUUUAAUAUUUAGUAUAAAGAUGUCAAAAUUGAAACUAAAAUAAUUUAGCUGGGAACAUUCUCUAUCUCUGCUAUAUUUAUAGUCUGACUAUUAUAGACAUAGUUUUGCAAUUCAGAUUUAAUUUGCUGAAAUUGCAAGUUUAGUGAAUAACGCUGUGUAUAGUAAGUGCAUACAAUGCAGUCAGCCAACUCUUCUUUAACAGUAGUUUGUUUAUUUUACAGGAUAUUAUUGGAAAGUCUGUGCGACAGAAGAAAUGCAUUUCAUUAUAUCAAGCCGCUAAAAGGUGAGCUAUUACUCCUGCAAUCUGUAUGUAACGAACUAACAAGCAUGCAUAUGGUCUAAUGUGUACCUUUUCUUGUCCCAUUACAGUGAGGAAUCUUGUCCAAGGCUGAUCUCACUACCAUACCUGUAAGAAAUGUUCUUAAAGGGGGUGAGGGGGGACUGUGAUUCUUGCCAUGACGUUUUACAAGUCUCAUCUUCUUAUUCAUUGUACUCUUUCAGCUGGAAUGACAAGACCCAGAAUCUACACUAUCUUAUAUUCCACAUGCUGGAGAGCUCCCCGUCUAAAUUCUUCAUUUUUAGACAGCCAACAGAUGUGACAAAGUAAGAAGCUAAAUGAACAAAUGACCACAGGGGCCAUUCUAACAAUUGUUGCCAUUUUUACUUUCAUUUGUACGCCACAACCACUAACUCUUAAUACCCCUAACCUAUGUGUACACAACUCUGGCAUAAUGCCAUUUAAAAAGGAUACAAAAAUGAUACUACAUGAGGAGACCUACUUUUAUUUACAUGCAGUAUGCCAAUAAUACACCAAAAUGUAAAGAAAGCAUUUUAAAGAUAAUGUUACUCCUAUUCUUAUCAGUGGGGGAGCUAUGCUUGUCCCAUACAGAGGUGUGUGUGUGUGUGUGUAACAAGGCAUUAUGGGAAGUGUAGUUCAUAAGUAAAAAGUAAUAUUCGUUGUGUUGUCUUGUCAGUGGUUUUCUUAUAAAUUAAACUUUUUUAGUCUAUAAAUGCAAGCAGGUGCGGCAAGGCUUUCCUAUAGAAGGAUAGACAUCUAUUAAAAAUCCGUUGAUGUUUUUACAUGGAAAAUUUGUGAACUUACUUUACCGCGAGGGUGGCAUAGAGUGGGUUUUGGGAAUAAAUUAGGAAACAUUCACUAGGGUGAAAGUGCUGCAUUCACUGCACCAAAGAAAAUUGUGCAUUUUUCAUCUUUAAUUCCUCCUAUUCAUUGCUAUCACCUUUAACUACCUAAUCAUUCACAGUUUAUGGCAUAAUUCAAGGAUAAGUCAUACUAUGAGAUUGUUUCAUUUUAGUCAUUGUCACCUCCCACGUGCCUUCUGGAUCCCAUACCUUUGCAGUCUGAUUACAAAAUUACCUCGCACUACACAACAUUCACCUUCGACCCUACAACACCUCCCUUCUUGGAUUUAAAUCUAUUCUGCUGUUAUCAGCUGCUCCAUAGAACACCUAAACACUUUCCUGUACCUGAUCACCUCCGUGAACACCACGUUGUUUUUUUGGGAACAGUAUAGAUCAUAAGGUUUAUGUAAAUGUUGUCUGAAUAAUAUGUUUAUUUAUGUUAGAUCUACAAGUGAUGAUCUUUUGGCUAUCGAAUUUGGAAAUUUCCUAAGCUGCAGCACUGCGGAUAAUGAAGAGUCAAGGUGAAUGUUCCUGUACAAAACAAUCUGGGGCGUGCUGCAUCUUAAUCUAGAUACUAUAAAAAAAAAAAUCUAUUCAUAAAAUUACCCUAUGCUAUACCCUAACCUGCAAUAGAUUGCGUCAUUCAAAACUAAUUGCAGUUGCAAGUCCAAACAAUAUAGAAAGGGAAGAUCUUACACUACACUGUGUUUACCAUGAGAUGGGAUCUCCUACAUUAGUUGGCGCUUCAAUGGUUAUUCAAACCAAACAACGUUUAAAGGAAAAACUCUGUUUUUAGUGAGAUUACUAUUUCCUAUGCUACCUCCCUAAAAAAAUAGCUAAAACUCCUCUCCACUUAGGCAAUGUUCUGUCCCAGCCCAAUCCUCCUCAGCUGACGUUACUCCUCGCUGCGCCGCCAAUGCUGUGCAUGCUGAGAACAGAUGCCUAACAUGAACAUAACUUACAUUAACCAGCCCGGUACUCUUGUUUUGUGCUGGCUAAUGACGCCCCGAUGGAAGUACAACUCUGGCAUCAGAGGGUUAAUCUCUGUGUGUGCCUUGUUCAUAGUGAAAUGCUGCACACGCAGAACCUGGGCACCAGGACCACUUUAAAUCAGUAAAAUGGUUAUGAUGCUUGAAGUAAUAAUUUAAUAAGAGCAGCUGGGGAGGGCGCGUUCACAUGCUCAUCUUAUAGAAACAACAAAAUGGGUUGCAUUAAAAUUUUGAAAAACAUUUAUUCCACAUAAUUUAAUAAAGAAAAUUAGAUUCAGCAAAAGGAUCAAAGAUGACAAAAAAGAACGCAAAUGUUUAAAACGGGGACACUCUUAAUCAUCAGCCAGAUUUUAGACAAAAAUAGCCAAGUAAAAAAAAAACCUGCAUCAACUUGGCUGUUUUUUUUUUCUCAAUACGCUCGUCUUUUCACUACAUUGUCCUGCAAGUAGAAAAACAUUUUUAAUCAAGCAUAACUUCCAUGCAACCUCCUAAUAUCACUUAGAAAUUAUUAUUAAUAAGCCACAAUGGGUACUAAGACAGGUUAUGCAGGUUUGUAGUUUUCUUUCUGUUCAAUUCAGCGUUUUAUUUUCUUGGUAUUCAAAGAGGGAACGCCAUGUUUCUCCUGUACCAAAAGGGUUAAUGAUUUUAACAACCUUGAUACAGUAUCAUUCAUAGAUUGUUUAUGAACAUUGAUUUGAUUGGCCUUCUAGUCCUACAAUGUCUAAUCCAGCUUGAUCUCUUCACUUUCAGCCGGUACAGUUGUCUAGAUGCACGAUUUUACGAUGAGGACCUGUUGACUGUGGUGAUGAGAGAUGACUUGGAACAGGAGGGGAAGGAUAGGAUAUUGGCCCAAUUGCCAUUGUCUAUGAUCUAUUCUAAUGAAGAAACCCAAGACCAGUUUACCAGACAUGCAUGUAAAAGGUAACUUUAAAUCAACAGUUUGAAAUGCUCCCAAGCAGCAUGGCAAAGAGCGAAAAUAAAGCCCAUGAGGAUGCUAUUUAGUGAAUUAUGCAUACAUGGAAAAGCAAGGUCAUGGGUAAUAGUGGGUAUCUGAGAAAGCCUAAACAGGAGUGUGAACACUGUCAGGGUUAUUUACUAAAAGGAGAAUUUCUGUGAAUUUUUAAUUUUAGACCAAGAUAACCAAAUUUUAGGAUAUUUUACAGCUAUUCUACCAUUAUGUUUGAAAUUCACUUUGCAUUAAAUUAUCACUUUAGUUAAAAAAACACUGUUUGUGUGGAAAUGUAGUCUAAUUCAAUAAAUAGAAAGUGUUUGUCAGUCUCAUAUUUGACCACUGGGUGUCAUUGUUGUACUGGACAAAACUCUAGAACAAAUUUUUAUUUCGAUCUGUAACCUAUAGCAGACUGAUAAAGAUUAUCUGAGCUCCAAAAUGUUCUGGCCUAUGUUCUACCAGUGUCCCAGCUCUGUUAUCAAUUAAUUUGUUUGGGGAAAAAUAAAACUAAAGCUAUUAACUCAAAGCUUUUAAGCAUUCUGCAAAGUAUUAAUGGUUUCUAAUGUAUUCCAUUUGUUCCACAACUAACACUGUGGCAAUAACCCUGAGCUAAACAUUUUUAAAAUAACUUUUCCGUAGUGCUCUAAAGAUCGUAAACUCAUUUAAGCAGGGCCUUUUUCACCAAUUGUCUCCAUUAAAAUGUUGUAUAUCGAAUACUUUUUUGUCCGAUAUCCCCAUUCUAUAAUUGUAAAGUGUCAUGUAAUAUGGUGCUAUAUAAAUUUUGAUGAUGAUAAUUUGUCCAAUAAAAUGACACCUAGUGGCCAGAUUUCAGACUGCUAAUAUUGUACAUAUAACCCAUACUCUAAAACCUGUUUUUCACACACAGUGUUUACACAGUCACUUUUUGUUGUUGCCUAUUUUUUAUUUCAAUUUAAAAAUGAUAAAAGUUGCAUUAACGUAUUGCCAUACAGUACCACGUCCAUCUCAGAAUGUUUCCUAUGUUCUAUUAAGCCUAUGAGUGUGUAUAUGGAGGCUGGGAUGUGGGGGGAAUGUGAGUGACACAAGAUUCGUCAUUGGUGAAGAGACAGUGGGUUCUCCCAAAAAUUGGGGCAUGCCACACUAGUGUGUGUUUUAAUGCACUUAUUGGUGAAAUCAGAACAAACAUAGGAUGUUAAGACAGAAACCUACAUUUGAGAUGGCCCCACCAAACCCAGGGCUUUUUGGGAGGUAAAUAAAUUCUUUCUUGCAGAAAUGUUUGCAAAUACAUGGGAUUGUAUCCUUUAGAAUUUGCUGAUAAAAAAUAAUAAUAAUCCAAAUAAAUGAAAUUGUGCAUAACUGCAAGCCUGAAUGGCAAAAGAACAGACUUCCCGAGUGUGAAAAGGAACAGAUUUCAUUCAUUCCAAGCAUGGCAAAAAAUAGAUAUCCACUUGUCUUAAAGAUUGGCAAAGUACCAUAAGAGCUGUUUCCCCAAACAUUGGUGGUCUACAUUUUGGCCAUCCAUCCUCCUUGAAAAUUAUUACAUGCAUAUACUGCUACUAGAACUUAUCAAUCAGUAGAUUCUAGUCAUAUGACUUAUGUUUUCCUUUUUUACCUGCCAGGCUGGAAGAACAAUGUUCAGACAUACCAACACGUACUGUAUACUUGGAGAAUCAGUGCAGGACACUUGAGAACAUGAAGGCACAAUACGUCUCUGUAAAUGGUAUCCGGAAGAUAGCAUGUGUGGUAAGUGUCUGGAUAGCCACAAUAUUUAAAUAACAAUAAAGCUAAUUUAAAAAAGAAAAUGUAACUUAAACAUAACAUUGAUGUGGUCCUGUCAUUGUGUCAGUCCAGUCUGGUUUUGGUACAGCAGAUACCAGCAGAUGCUAAUUAACCUCUUGCUGCUUGGAAUUGCAAGAAGAGGCUUAUUUUAGUAAAAGGUCUCUACUCUUGCAGAUUGGGAGGUGGAAUUGGUAUUUCUCUGGUUUGGUAAUUAUAAGAGGGAUAAUGGGCAUCUCCAAAUUCAGCAUCAUGGCUGCUUGAGUCUGUCGAGUUGUGUGUAUUAAAUUGUUAACUUUUUACUCUCCAGCUCAGUUCCAACUUGCGCCAUGUUCGCGUGUUUGAGAUGGAUGUGGAAGAUGACGGAGAAGGUGAGGAGGAGGAAGGGGAAUCUCAGUCGCAGGAUGUGACAGGAGAAGAAGAGGAGCUUAAUCAGUCUGCUGAUGAUGUGCAGCCAGAUUCAUUUGAAACUGUAGAUGUGACAGAGGAAAGUUUAGACAGCUGAAAUCUUUUUCUUCUACCAUGGUAUCAUCCCAGAGAAUCCAUUAAUUAUUUAUAUAAACGUUUUAUGAAAGUGCUUGAAUUUUUGCCUUUAAUAAAAAAAAAAAAAAAAAAAAAGUUUUACAAAUUGAC
This is a messenger RNA of Pelobates cultripes (western spadefoot toad), 39008 nucleotides long. The record is from the annotation of a GenBank genome assembly. Lineage: Eukaryota; Metazoa; Chordata; Amphibia; Anura; Pelobatidae.